AUGACGAAGAGGCCGGCUGAAGAUCCACUUGAUGAGCCUGUUCAGAUAGACUCGCCUGCUUCAAAGCGACCCAAGAUCUAUUCUACGGAAGAACCAACAGACGCGACGGCCCAUGCACGAAGUCUCACAGAUCGUACGGAACAGAGGUGGAAUGGCAAUGGACAUAAUUUGAAUGAAGAGACAGCUACAUAUGAAGGCGGGGAGAAAGAAACUAGAGAUACAACCGCAGAGGAAUCAGACUUGGAGGAGGAUGAUAAUCGCCAUCGAACCGUUAGGCAAAACGCACCCCUGGAAGGAUACGACGACUUAUACUUGGAUACAAUACAAAGAGCCGCUCUCGACUUUGAUUUCGAGAAGCUAUGCUCGGUUUCGUUAUCGAAUAUCAAUGUCUAUGCGUGCUUAGUAUGCGGCAAAUACUACCAAGGGCGCGGUCCGAAAUCGCACGCCUACUUCCAUGCCCUCGAGGUUGAACACCAUGUCUUUAUUAACAUGGAGACGAAGAAAGUUUACGUGUUGCCAGAAGGAUAUGAGGUGAAGAACAAGAGCUUGGAUGAUAUCAAAUACGUGGUUGAUCCUCACUUUUCCAAGGAGGAGGUGGCAAAGCUGGAUAAGACGGUCAUAGAUGCAUUUGAUUUGUCGGGCAAACGCUAUAGGCCAGGGUUUGUUGGAAUGAAUAAUAUCAAGUCCAAUGACUAUCUAAAUGUCAUAGUUCAGUUGCUUGCGCAUGUCCGCCCAAUUAGGAACUUCUUUCUACUCCAUGACUUCCCAGCUCUGAGCACUCCCCAGCUUCCUCUGAGAUUUGGGGUACUGGUCCGCAAACUAUGGAAUCCCCGAGCUUUCAAGGCACACGUUUCGCCGCACGAGCUACUCCAAGAGGUUGCAAUACGAUCGUCUAAACGUUUUACCUUAACGAAGCAAUCGGAUCCCAUCGAGUUUCUCUCAUGGUUUUUGAACAACCUCCAUCUGACUUUGGGGGGCUCCAAAAAACCUUCCUCAAAGCCAACUAGUGUGAUUCAAUCGGCAUUCCAUGGCAAACUUCGCAUUGAGAGUCAGGCCAUCACAGCUAGGUCCGACAGCGCGAAUGCCCGCCUUGUCUUUUCGGAAUCAAGCACAACCACAUCUCAGGUCAACCCCUUUCUAAUGCUUACGUUGGAUCUUCCUCCCACUCCCCUAUUUCAAUCCUCAAACAAGGAUUCUAUUAUACCCCAGGUCCCUCUUACCACGCUUCUAAACAAAUAUAAUGGUAUCACUGCGUCAGAGAAACUUGCCCACCGUGUACGGCACCGGCUACUACACCCUCUACCGCCUUACCUUCUUUUCCACAUCAAACGAUUCAGUAAAAAUAAGUUUGUUGCUGAGCGAAAUCCAACUAUAGUUACCUUCCCAUCGCCUCAUGGACUUGACAUGUCGCCAUAUGUUGAGCCCGACCCGUCAGUAUGCCCUCCAGGUGAACCUAUUAUUUAUGAUCUAGUAGCAAAUGUCAUUCUUGACGCUGCAGUGAAUGUUCCAGGUGGGCCAGAAAAUGCCGCAAACAGCGCUGAGACGGCCAAGGAUCUGACCGAAACUGGGCCAUCUGCGGCUAGUACAACCACACCAGGCGCAGCCGCAGGGAAUCAUAAGGUGUCAUGGCUUAUUCAACUAUAUGAUAAGGCCAUGGCUACGGAGAAUGCCCAACAACAGCAGCAGAAGGGACCGGAGUGGCUGGAGGCCCAGGAUCUUUGGGUUAAACGUACAGAAAGUGAGACACUAUUUACGCGGGAAGGAUAUUUAAUGGUUUGGGAAAGGAGGAAGACAAAACCUCCCGGAAGUAAGUGA
Trichophyton benhamiae CBS 112371 is the source of this 1815-nucleotide messenger RNA. RefSeq lists its product as uncharacterized. The record is from RefSeq and is a predicted model, not a curated record. Gene Ontology annotation, molecular function: zinc ion binding; cysteine-type deubiquitinase activity. Lineage: Eukaryota; Fungi; Ascomycota; Eurotiomycetes; Onygenales; Arthrodermataceae. Gene Ontology annotation, biological process: spliceosomal complex assembly; protein deubiquitination; mRNA processing. Bases 1 to 1815 code for a protein of 604 amino acids. The transcript is spliced from 2 exons.